GAGUAUUAUUUGAUUUUGAUGGUGAGAGGAUCUCCAUAGAUAUCCUUGGUUUCGCCAUCUAUACGCCACGUUCCUAGCCACCUUGGGACUUGGGCAUUCUACGAACAUGGUAUCUGGUUAUCGCUAUUAAGGACGAUCGGAUCGUCGACCGAAGCUCGUCAAAAUCAUGGAGCCCGACCAACCUUCUAACUAUGCUGGAAGGUCUUUUCCAGACCUGAUGAACGACCCAUCUUACGCUACAAAUUACAAAGGAAAGGAGAGGGACAUGGAGGACCCUGAUACUUGUCGGAUAUGUCGAGGCGAGGGUACAGAAGAAGAACAGUUGUUCUACCCUUGCAAGUGUAGUGGCAGUAUCAAAUUUGUGCACCAGGCUUGUUUGGUAGAGUGGCUAUCGCACUCGCAGAAGAAGCACUGUGAGCUGUGCAAAACGCCGUUUCGCUUUACGAAGCUAUAUGACCCGAACAUGCCACGAGAUUUGCCAACGCCCCUAUUCCUAAAGCAACUGUUGGUUCAUAGCUUUCGUACUGUUGUGACAUGGCUGCGGUUUGUUCUCGUUGCGUUCGUCUGGCUUGGAUGGUUACCUUGGUCUAUGAGGGCAAUCUGGAGAGCACUAUUCUGGCUUGCGGAUGGCCGAUGGUCGGGCGCGGAUAAUGCUCCACAAGGACCAGUUCAGCAACGUCUUUCUCAAGUAAAUGCAAAUGGCACUGCUUCGCUUAGUGCUGCAGGUGCUGCCACAAAUUCUGCUAUGGCUUCUAUGCUUCACGCGAGUACGGCUGAUAUGCAGCCCAUCCCGUCGCCAGCAUCAUCAAUGUUCAGCUUCUCGGCAGGUGAACCGCUACUCCUCACGCUUGUAAAGAAGGCGUUUUCCACCCUUUUCUUUCCUACGAUAUCUUCAAGCUCUAGCUCGACAACUGGAAAGGCUUCAAACAUAACUGUAGGGUUUUACAAGCAGCGACGUCCCUCAUGGCUUUCCGAUGUUAAAUUUUUGAAUACAUUGACACCGUCUCCCACAAUAAAUAACAUUGUCAUCGACACACUAGAAGGCCAAUUGAUUACGUUACUCGUCGUCAUCUCGUUCAUCCUAAUAUUCCUUAUUCGGGAAUGGGUUGUGCAGCAACAACCGAUGGCCAAUAUUGCGGACGGAGAACGAGAAGCAGCUGUUCAGCUAAUAGCCAAUAAUCGUCCAAAUCAAGUCAACGACAACCUCGAUAUUGGGGAACAUGCACCUCUACAUCCAGGGGAAGAACAACAAGGUUCGGUGGCUGGUGAACAUGAUGACCAUUUCGAUCAUGAUGACGAUGGCUUUUCUGAUUCUUUAGCGGAGAUGGACUCGCCUACCAGGCACAUCUCAGUUGAGGACCACAAUUUGUCCCUCCUGGAUGUUAUGCACGUUGAUGGUCCUGGUAGGUCGGCCUUUUUGCAUCGCAACCCUGAGAGUGAUAAUGAAUCAAACAACGAUUUUACAACGGAAUCAGCAUCUCAGAUCAAUCAGGUUUGGCCUGGCGUGGAGACAUUCAGAGACCUCUGGUCACGUGGCCACGGUGACCCUGAACAAGUUUUAAGGAUUAUACGUGAAGAAGGCCGUCAGGACGAGCUCAGCUGGGUUGUCACGGCGAUGAUGAAGCUUCAGCGAAGCGAUAGUCCUACAGCAUCCUGGACACGUAACCAAAGCUCUCCAGAUCCCUCGAGUUCCGUUCCGCGUGCACAUGAAAACGAGCCCGCAGGUCAUAACAUAGAUCCUUAUGCCGGACCGUCACUGUCAAGUUCUCAUUUGAAUACCGAAUCGCCAACACCUGUCGGUCAGCCUUGGGAUAUUGCAAGCCCGCACUUUGGAAACGAUGUUCCCCUGGAUCAAUCCCAAAAUGCCUUUGCUUUCAAUUUUUCUCACUCAGGACUUAGAACUGAAGACAAUCGAGAGCGGCAGGCAGAUGCUCAUGACUCUGCCAAUGAUGGUGUUGAAGUUCCUCAGGGUAUCAUCUCUCAAGAUCAAUCAAACACAAACAAUACUGCCAAUCAGGAUGCCGAACCAGUCGAGAACAUACCUACCUCGCCACAGACGGACCACGAUACGGUUGUACCUCGCAAAAACCUGGCUACUAGACUCUUUGACUGGUUUUGGGCCGAUGUCACUCCUGUUGAUCAGGCCCAGGAGCCUCCGCCGCCGGACGAGGAACGCAUAGUCGAAGACCCUGCAAUGGAAGAGCCAUUUGUGCCCUUACAGAAUAAUCGACGCCCCGCCAACGCUGGUGCGCAGGAAAAUCAAGGAAUAUUUGCGGAUGCCGGACUUGACGGGAACGAUGUUGAUGCUGUCGAGGAUGGUGAUGAUCUAGAGGGGAUUCUAGAACUUAUUGGUAUGCAAGGCCCAAUUUUCGGCCUUUUGCAGAAUGGCGUGUUCAGUGCGCUUCUCAUAUCUUUCACGGUUUCCAUCGGAAUCUGGCUGCCUUAUCUUUGGGGUAAAAUCGCUCUUGUCCUUCUGGCCAACCCUAUACAGCUGGUAUUUGGCGUCCCGAUGACGGCGAUAUCAGUCUUUGCGGACGUUACACUUGACACUCUUAUUGGCAUCUUAGGAUAUACCAUGUAUGGGGUCAGUCUUAUAUUCAAACUGUUGAGUCCUCUUAGUGCUCUGCUUCCUCUGGGUGACUGGGUCCCGCAUACGAAAUCUAUCACCAGCGCUUCACUUUCACUCAUCGACGCCAGCAGCCAUCGGCUAGGAAACGUGAUUAGUUCCUUUUUUGUGUUCCACGAAUCGGAUGUUCCCGUGUUCUCGGUCCUUUCCCAUCAAGCAUUGAAGAUCCACCAGGAACGUAUCAAUACUCUGCUUCGGUUGUGCAUUGGGAUAAGCAAAUUUGUGUUGUACGACUUCCCUCUCCGCUUGCUUGCAAUUGGAGUACCUGAUAUCCAGUCGCUUAAGCAUAGCAUCGUCGGUCUUAUUAGCUGGCUGACCCAAGCACGUGGCUAUCUUCAUGAAUUUGGAACCCAGGUACUCUUCUCAAGCAAUGCGAAAUGGUUUAAUGCAAGCGCGACAGAAUUGAAUUCAGGUGCCAUGACUGUCGAUUACGAAUUGGUUGUGUGGGACACAAAGGAUCGUGUAAUUGCGAUCAUAAUGGGCUAUCUCUUAGCGUCGACUUUGGGUCUCCUGUACCUCCGUAUCACUGGCCUGGUGUCUGGUGCUGACCGGGGGCAGAGGGUCGAAGGCAUAGUUGCCGACGUACUGCAUCAAGCUGGUGGAGUUAUGAAGGUCAUCCUGAUCAUCGGGAUUGAAAUGAUCAUUUUUCCUUUAUACUGUGGUACGCUACUUGAUGUUGCCUUGUUGCCUCUAUUCGAGAAUGCUACUAUUGCGUCGCGCGUCGAAUUCACAGCAUCAUCUCCGCUCACCUCUUUAUUCGUGCACUGGUUCAUUGGCACUUGUUAUAUGUUCCACUUUGCUCUUUUUGUCUCUAUGUGCAGGAAAAUCAUGAGAAACGGUGUUCUUUAUUUCAUCCGCGAUCCCGAUGAUCCGACCUUCCAUCCCGUGCGCGAUGUUCUGGAGCGCAAUGUUACUACGCAGCUACGCAAAAUCGCAUUUAGUGCUCUUGUAUAUGGCGCUCUCGUCAUCGUCUGUCUCGGUGGUGUCGUCUGGGGUCUGUACUACGCCUUUGAUGAUGUUCUCCCUAUUCAUUGGUCCGCCACAAUGCCAGUUCUUGAAUUCCCCGUUGACCUCUUGUUCUACAACUUCCUUCUGCCGCUCGUGAUACGAUCUAUUAAGCCUUCAGACGGAUUGCACGGUCUCUACGAUUGGUGGUUCCAUAAGUGCGCACGCUUUUUGCGCCUGACCAACUUCUUUUUCGGCGAGAGGCAGUUAGAUGAGGAAGGUCACCAUAUACGGCGGACUUGGUGGGCUACGCUAUCACAGGCAAAGGGAGACAUUGAUAACCCUGUGACUGAUAAAGAACAGCGACAUGCCACUAAUGACAAGCGUGCUGACGCUUACUUCAUUCGGGAUGGCAAAUUUGUCCGUGCUCCUGCAUCUGAUCAGGUUCGUAUUCCUAAGGGUAAUACUGUGUUCUUGCAAGUGUCCGAAUCAAAUGAGAGGGUUGAUGGAGCUCCCGACACGAAUGACGGAUUACAUGGCCGCACGAAUCCCAUGUUUACGAAAGUUUACAUCCCUCCCUUCUUUCGCACGAGGAUUGCCGCGUUCAUUUUCUUAAUUUGGGUGUUCGCAGCCGCUACUGGCGUAGGCGUCACAGUUAUUCCAUUGGUCGCCGGCCGGAAGAUGAUGUCGUUGCACUUCCCCAACCGACCGGUGAAUGACAUCUAUGCUUUCUCAUCAGGCAUCUGCAUAGUUGGAGGUGCUGCCUAUCUGGCGCUGUAUUGUCACAGCAGCUUUUCAGUGGUGAAAAACUGUUUGAGGCCAUACCUCCAGUCCCCUUAUCAGGCUUGUCUCGGAUUGAUCAGCGUUGUAUCCAAUAGCCUUCGCCUCAUAUACAUUGCUUUAGCCUUCUCGGUAUUUCUCCCCUCAAUUUUUGCUCUGGUGAUGGAGCUUUACGUGUUGGUUCCAGUGCAUACGUACCUGGACGGCGCACAGACACACGUCAUUCAUUUUGUGCAAGAUUGGACCAUUGGAGUACUCUAUGUUCAAAUGGCAAUCAAGUUUGUCCUGUGGAACUCCACGUCUCGCCCAGCAGCAGCCCUUGAUGGCGUGUUCCGCGAUGGUUGGCUGAAGCCGAAUGUCAAACUUGCCACGCGAGCUUUAUUGCUUCCCGUCAUAGUCCUUACAAUAAUUGCAGUUGCCUUGCCGUUAUCCGGUGGAUUCCUGGUAAACUCAACUGUAUUUUAUUCCACUCCCGAGGUCCACUUCAAGGUCUACCGUUACGCAUAUCCUCUCACGAUGUCUUUGAGUCUGCUGCUUUGGCUUGCUUUUCUCGUACAUCGACAAGUGGAAAGGUGGAGAGUCAACAUUCGUGAUGAUGUGUAUUUGAUUGGAGAACGACUGCAUAACUUUCGCGAGAAGCGCGCCAAAGAUGUCGGUGUGCCCCGACGAGUGAUCACGGGUUGAUGUAUAUUCGCUCCAGUUUCAGAAUCUUUAGAUAGGAAACGAUCAUAGUUCUUUUGAAUUGUGUAUAUGCUAUGAUUAAAUGAAUAGACACAUUUUUCCUCUUUCA
Molecule: messenger RNA, 5141 nt
Organism: Aspergillus alliaceus
Lineage: Eukaryota; Fungi; Ascomycota; Eurotiomycetes; Eurotiales; Aspergillaceae
Product: E3 ubiquitin-protein ligase SSM4
Exons: 2
Coding region: 167-5035 (1622 amino acids)
Cellular component (GO): endoplasmic reticulum membrane
Molecular function (GO): zinc ion binding
Source: RefSeq, a predicted model, not a curated record